AUGCCUUCUACUGUGACGUUCGCACGGAGCUGGCCUCCUGCGCCCCUUGUUGAGGAUGAAAGUGAAUCGCUUCUACAUGAAAUUUUUGAAGAUGGUUCAGCGGUUAGCCUUUGUUGUGAUGACAUCCAAGUGCGGUCUAAAGGGUCCAUUGAUCAAUAUCCCGUCAUCAUGCCCGCGGAAGCACCGGAUCCAAAGGUCAAACCAGCUCACAGCAAAUGUCGUGAUGCCAAUAUGAAACAUGCCCACACAACUACUGAGCCCUCCAAGACCCCCCCCAGAGGAAUCACAUCGACUGCCGGUCAGUCCAGGAAAAGACAGAAUAAAGUGCGCUUUGCGGAGUCGCAACAAGAACAGUCACAGAAUGGCCAGCCCGAGUUGGAUUCAUCCCCUUCGCAGGCCAUUGGAUUUCCGAUUGAUAUCCAGGACGGUGUUGAAUACUUACCCGAGCCCUCUGAUUAUCCGCAAGUUCCAACUGACAGUCAGGAUUACGAAACGUUCAGUUGUCGACAAUAUGAGAGAGACCAAUGCCUCCCAGAUUUUCGAAGACGCGCUCGUCAUUCCGAUGAAUACACCGACCCCAACGAUGCGCAAUAUACGGGCCGAAGAGUGAGCUGGAACACUUGGGAGAGGGAACCAGAGAGCGAUAUUACAUGGAAAAAGGAGAAAACAUAUGAGUGGCAUAGCGAUGAUGAAAUUGCGUCUUGUUGUGGAACGCAUUACACUCAAUCUAGAGAGUCGCGUCGGAUCGUGACGGAAACAAUUUCGACGGAAGUUUCACCUGUUAGAUCUUCGCCAACACAAAUUAGAGGGCGGACACGAGAUCACAGUAGAGAUCGGUAUGGGAAUCAAGAGUCAAAUGUUAGUAUCGCUGCCCCUACUCGUCACCGAAGUUCUAUCAGGCAGUAUGAGGAUCUGCCACUCUACUCCCAACGGGGGAAUGCCGCUCAGGAGCCUUUGAAGACGGAGCGAUCUCGAAGUCGAACCUCUCGGUAUGAUUCCGAGACUCCCUAUUCAGCAAAUGACAAUAUAUCCGCUCGAUCACCGGCCGUAGUGACUUUGUGUUCUCCUUCCCGACCCAGAGCUUCAACAGUUUCAGCAACCAAUUCUGCUUGGCGCCCCAUGGACAGUUCGAACUUUUUACUCUCGCCCUGUCCAAGAUCCAUUCCAAUGGCGGGCUACCGUGACUGGUACACUAUCAGCAGUAUGGGCCACCUUGAUCUCUGCCCUUCAUGCGCAAACCAAAUACGGGCCACUCGUUUCCGGGACCUGCUUAUGCUAAGCCCUCCCAAACGUCCCAGUACGAAAGUCUCUUGCUCUCUCGGUGAGCCUUGGCCUCGGCUAGCUUUUGUGCAAACCAUGAAAUCUGGCCUGAACCACCUUGAGCUUUUGUACCAGAUUACGCGACCACCCUUUGGUGGGAAACCCUGCACUGGUCGAGACCCAUCCUUGCAAGCCUGGUAUCGCGUUUCAAACCCCAAUACGAGGCGAGACUUUCCUGAUUUUAAGGCGUGCUCUGCUUGUGUUCGCAACUUAUCUAUCAUCAUGCCUUCCCUCAGCAACUCAUUUAGAUCUGGCUUGGCCCUUCAGGAAGGCAUUUGUGAUCUCCGUGUUGAUAGUACCCGGUUCAUUUCAUACCUUGACUUACUCGACGCUGCUGUUACUCGAAGCCUUCGGGAGCGUCGGAAUGAUAUUGAUAUGAGCGAUUUCAUCAGCUAUGCCCAAAGGAAGAGCAGAAUUUACCCCUGUCAACGGGAUCACCUUGUCGAAGGAAAGUGGCACUACAUGCCAGAAUUGCCAGAAUUUACUAUAUGCGAGGAUUGUUACGACGAUAUUGUCUGGCCAAUUGCGAAUAUGUCCGUUGCAAAGAAAAUCUCUCGCAAAUUGCGCUCGCUCCCAGGCUCGGGUUUGGUAAGGGGCAAAGAAAGGCAGGCCAGUUGCUACCUGUAUAGUCCGCGGAUGAGAGCUAUCUUCUGGGAUGCAGUUCGGUUUAGAGAAUUUGGCUACUUGAAAAAUGCAGUGUUGAGACGUUACGAUGCAGAGACUAAGUUCCGACAGAGAAAGACAAGGUUUUUUGAUGAUAUUGCACGUGGCUAUGAUCGCGAUAUGGAGUUAAGAAGAAAUGCAGAUGAAUGGAAGCGAGUUGCAUGA
Messenger RNA from Ophidiomyces ophidiicola, 2148 nucleotides. RefSeq lists its product as uncharacterized. The record is from RefSeq and is a predicted model, not a curated record. The transcript has a single exon. The coding region runs from base 1 to 2148 and encodes 715 amino acids. Lineage: Eukaryota; Fungi; Ascomycota; Eurotiomycetes; Onygenales; Onygenaceae.